CCUUUCUUCCUCCAUUGCAUCAUCGCUUGCUCCCUCUUUCCUGAAGGGGAGGGGGAGAGAAGAAGGGCGAGAGAGAGGGAGAGUGGGAACUGCAAAGGAGAUUGCCUUAAGAAGGAGAGAGAGAGAGAGAGAGAGAGCAAGGGAUGGGUGGGAGGAGGCAGAGGUUUUUGUCUUGGUUUUGUCUGAUCCGACAUGAGCCACAGAACGUGAGUGCUUGACCGAGAACAGGCAUCUCUCACUGGACGCAUCACCCUCACCCUUCCACUCAGUCUGCCUGCCUGGAGCUGGGGCUGGAGCUGUGGUAGCGACGGGCUAUCAGAGAGGCUAGCAGGCACAGUGGCUCUGAUGAGAAGAGGGGCUAAGCUGAGCCGGUGGGCUUGCUCUCUGCCUCACAGACACAUUUUAUUGACUUGCUAAUUGCCUAAGACACUCAGAGGAGAGGAUGCAGUGACUGAAGGGCGCGAAGGAACCAACUGUACAGAAGAGCGUUACAGGCAGUGGAACAGUGACUGCGUUCUGCCUAUCUGACCACCAUUUCUGCUUCUCUUUACUGUGGGAAUUACAAGAGAUGUUUGCAGCCUGCCUUUCAUUGAUCUGCACAACGUGCAUAUGUGAUUCAUGCAUGACAUUAGUGUGUCUUUGCCUCACAUGCAGUCGGAAGUAGACUCUCACCACCACAUGCUUUGCAACACGUGAAUGAUUUCCAUAUGGAUGUUUGUUCUCUUAUUUACAUUCAAACCUGUUUUUCUCUGCUAGGUCUGCUUAAGCUGUUGUUUACUGUGCUGUCUGGUUUGUCUUUACCACGAUACAUACCCUUUGGUGUCUGUGACGGUGCUACAUUAUUUUUAAUUUUUUUUGUCAACCAAUCAAAUGUAAUGGGGAUAUGAAGAUUCUGAAGCAUACAAUGAAUAUCCUUCACUGGGAGUGAAUAAAUUAUCAGAAGAGAAGCUUACAGGCUGUAGACUGACUUGAGGCAUUUCAUCUUGUGUUAUUUUGUGGAGUGGGGAACUACGUAGUACAGUCUUGUUGGAAAAAUGGACCAGGCUCAUUUGUUGACUCUUGCAUAAUUCCAGACUACCCAGUGUCAAACAUCAAGAUCGAGGAAAGCAAUCUCAGAUCCCUGGCAUUGGGCUGUAGAAUUAAUCUUUCAUAUGGAGAGAGAAAGGGGAAAAGAAAGAGGACUGUGAAUGAACCUGUGGAGGAGACCAGUGAUCAGCAAAGAGAAGGUGACAAGGGGAUUACAGGAAGGAUUAAAUAAAGUACACUCUAGAUUUAAGUAACUCAGCCUUGUUAAGUAUGCUCCGCUAAUUCCAGGUAGCUCCUACCACCUCUUGACAAAGUUACCAUUCACCCACAUCAGACGUAUCCCUACGCCAGUUAGUUUGACAGUACCUUCUGACUGUUUUCUGGUCUGCUGUUGUCUCUCUGGUGAAGCCUCCAGCUGUGGGUUGCCAUGCCUGUUCCCUGCGGGUCUGUCUGGGUCAGAGUGUGGGCUCUGCCGCUGCUCUGAGGUCGGUCUGCCUCCCUGUUUGCCAGCCUGCCGCCCCUAUGAGCCAAACAGGCACCCUACCAAGGCGCACCACCUACCUCAUCUCCCUCACCCUGGUCAAGGUCGAGGCGGUAGGGGGUGAUGGAAGGGCCACUGGGCCCCAGCCACAGCUAGCCCUGUCCCUAGGGAGAGGAGGUGUGGGGGGCCCUGGGUAUGAGGAGGAUGAGGAGCUGAGCAGGACCACUGAGGAUGAGGGAGGACACUUGUGUGCCGUGGGGGAGGGAGAGGGGGACACAGAAAUGGAGGAAGAUGAGCAGGAGGACAUUAGCUUUGGGGGGCCUGUUCAGGAGCGGGGGAAGCCUGAGAUGAGGGAGAAAGAGAGUCGUGGGCCAGGCUCCUCAAAAGAUAUCACAUUGGGGAUUAAGAGCAAGGCGUCUCCCCUCUUACCGAAGAACAUGAAAGAUCAAGUGAAGGGGCUUGCAGGGGUGUCAGGUGUCCCCUCAGAGGCAGGGCUGAGGAGAGAGGGAACCCGUCCUAAAACCGAACUCUACAGGGAGCCGCCCAUGCUGUUUCCAAGGGGCGAGGAGGGGAUGGGCGACCCAAGCAGCACCCUCUGCCGAGUCAGCGUGCCCAUCACUGUCCCUCCCAGGUUUACCCAUCGACCCGACGUCCUGAUGAGGUCACAUGCCGGGGGGGGGGCUGUAAGCCGGCGGGAGUUGAGGGAAGCCGAUCAGAGUAUGCCUCCAUCUGCCAAGAGUCUGGACCGCAAAGACAACCGUAUAGGGGAUCGGUCGCCUAUGAUAGGUGCUGCGGCCGCCCUAGGGCCUUACCGAGCGUCCUGGGCAGACAGUGACGGCAGGACCACCCUCCUUCACCAGGGGGUCCCAGUGGGGGGAGGGUUUACAGGCGUGGUGACUAGGGAAAGCCCCCAAGGGGACAGGCUGAAGACAGGCUCCACCUCCCUGCCAGCUCAACCCACCACCACCCAGGUGUCCAAGCCGGCAAGGAAGGGCAAGAGCCGUACCCUGGACAACAGUGACCUGCACUCUCUUUCUGAGGACUUGAAGAAGGGGAAGGAUGGCAAGGGCCAGGGUCAGGGAGGAACCACCCAGCGCGCCCGCGACCGCAAGAUGCUCAAGUUCAUCAGUGGGAUCUUCACAAAGAGUACGCCUGCGCCUCCCAGCUCCAACACAACGCUCCCUAUUUACACACCCAUACAGAGGGGUUCUAGUGAGGAGGAAGCGGCGUGCACUAACAGUCAAGAAUGGACCUUCAGUCGAACUGUCCAAGAGCUCCGUCUGGGGGUGUUGGGAGGUCUCCGCAGUGGAAAGUCAGCCUUGGUCCACAGACACAUGACCGGGAGCUACCUCCCCCUGGAGAACCCAGAUGAGGGCAGGUAUAAGAAGGAGGUUCUGGUUGAUGGUAACAGUCACAUGUUGCUGAUCAGGGAGGAGACAGGACCCCCAGAUGCACAGAUGGCUAACUGGGUGGACGGGGUCAUCCUGGUCUUCAGUCUGGAGAAUGAGGCCAGUUUACAGGAAGUGUACAGGAACUAUAGCGAGCUGGGCUCUCACCGCAACAUUGCUGAGAUCCCCUUCAUAGUCGUGGGCACCCAAGAUAAAAUCACCAGCACCAACCCUCGGGUGAUAGAGGACGCCAGGGCCAGACAGCUGUGUUCAGACGUGAGGCGCUGUACCUACUACGAGACUUGCGCUACCUACGGCCUCAACGUCAACCGCGUCUUCACCGAGGCUGCCCACAAGAUCAUGGCAGUGAAGAAGCAGGCAGCUCUAUUGGCCUCCUGUAAAUCCCUGCCCAACUCUCCCAGUCACUCUGGAGGCUCUACGCCAGUGUCAGGAGUCUUUCCUGGGCAGGCCAGUAAUGGUGGUCAGAGCAGUGACUACUCGUCUUCUCUGCCCUCCACCCCAGUGAUCAGUCAUAAGGAGAUCGGUGGGGCAGCAGGCGGGGAGAGGCUGGGCAGCGCCACCCCAGGGUCUGUCCGCAGCGCCUCCAGGCGACGCACCGGCUCCCGCUUCACGGGCCGUAGGGGCAGUGACUCGGAGAGGAGGAGUACAGACAGUAAGACAGGAGACCUGGGCAGUGGACGCUCCAUCCCCAUUAAACAGAGUGUCCUGCUGAAGCGCAGUGGCAGCUCCCUCAACAAGGAAUGGAAGAAGAAAUAUGUCACGCUGUCCAACAACGGCAUGCUCUCCUAUCACUCAAACGUCAAUGACUACAUGCAGAAUGCCCAUGGGAAGGAAAUGGACAUGCUGCGGGUGACUGUGAAGGUGCCAGGGAAACGCCCGCCUCGUGCUGGUGCCGUCCCUUCCUGUGGCCCUCCUCCUGGCCUCAACGGCCUGGUCAAAGACGUACAAGUGCCUGAGGGGGCCAGUGCAGUCCCUGGUAGUGGCAGUAACCUCCUGCCGGUAGAGGAGGGUGCGGGAGGAGGGUUGUCAGAGGGGUUCAGAGGGGUGCAGCUCUGUCCCUCUACUGUCUCCUACAGGGCCCAAAGUGUGGACACUGCCGUCGAGGGUGUGUCCAACCCCUCCUCUUCUAAAGACACAGGUCCCGUCUCCCCGAUGGUUGACAGGAAGAAGCAUCGCAAGAAGAAGAGCAUGAACCUGAAAGGAGACACAGCAAUUGGCCAAGCAGAUGCAAAGCGCAAAAUGUGGAAACUAAAAAGCUUUGGUAGCUUAAGAAACAUAAACAAGACAGACGAGGAUAACUUUGACUUCCUUAUCGUGUCAAGCACGGGCCAGACGUGGCACUUUGAGGCCCAGAGUGUGGAGGAAAGGGACGCCUGGGUGACUGCCAUCGAGAGCCAGAUCCUGGCCAGCCUGCAGCUGUGUGAGAGCAGCAAGAACAAGGCUCGUAAGAACAGCCAGAGUGAAGCUGUGGCGCUGCAGGCUAUCCGUAACGCCAAGGGCAACAGCCUCUGUGUGGACUGUGAAGCACCUAACCCAACGUGGGCCAGUCUGAACCUGGGGGCUCUUAUCUGCAUUGAGUGUUCAGGGAUCCACAGGAACCUGGGCACCCACCUGUCCCGUGUCCGCUCUCUGGACCUGGACGACCUGCCCAGAGAACUCACCCUGGUGCUGGGCGCCAUUGGCAACCACCUGGCCAACAGCAUCUGGGAGGGACGCACACUGGGCCGCCGGAAACCAACACCCAACGCCACCCGAGAGGAGCGGGAAUCGUGGAUCCGGGCCAAGUAUGAGCAGAGGCUGUUUGUGGCUCCGCUGGUCCCGCCUUCCCCCUCCGUGUCCCCCAGUCAGGGGUCAGAGGUCAACACGCUGUCGGCCUGUCUGCUGGUGGCCGUGAUGGAGAGGGACCUCCCCCGCCUGCUCCUCCUCCUGGCCCACAGCACCAAGGACGACAUUAAUGCCCCACUCCGCCCAGGGGGUCACCUCUCUCCUCAGCCCCCUGCUGCAUUCCCCAGCUCUCCCAUGGGAGGAUCCCCCCUGCCGCCCCACUCAGCGCUGCAUGCCGCCUGCCAGCUCGCCGACGUGGUCAUGACCCAGUUGCUGGUCUGGUAUGGCAGUGAUGUGAGGUGUCGGGACGCCCAGGGGCAGACGGCCCUCACGUUGGCGCGUUACGCAGGAAGUCAGGAGUGUGCCGACAUCCUCCUGCAGUACGGCUGCCCCAACGAGCCGCCCCCCUCGGUUGCCACAACGCCCAGCCUCUCACUCGCCACGACACCCAGCCUUUCGCGCAAGAGCAGCGCCACCAGCCUGAGCCGCAGCAGCAGCUCCAGAAGAGCAGUGUCUUAAUGUGAAAGGGGUUAGAGCACACUGUGUGAAAGUGUAAGUGUGUAUGUACGUGUAAAAGUGUGAGUACAUGCAAUAUGUGUGUGUGUGUGAGAGAGACAGAGGUUGUGUGGGUGGUGCAUGUGUGUUUGUGACCAUAUGCAUGCCAGGGUAGCUUUAGUUGAAGGGGGAGGCUGUGUCAUCAGUGUCCUCUAAAAGAAACCUAUAAAGUCACACCAGGACGUAGUCCCAGACCAGAAGGACUGAAUGAACAAGCAGCCAACACCAUCACCACCCUUAGUGGUGCACGGGUCAGCUGUUUAUUCACCUACACCAGCCCGCAAUUGCUAAAUAACCCAUCCGCAACUGCCCAACUAUGUGUGAUAAAGUGAAAAUCUGAGGCCUGACCCUAACCCGCAAAUAUAUAAAAUGUUAAAAGCUGUAAAAACUACCCAACAUGUUUCUGGCAACAUUUCAGUUUGGCUUGGAUGCAUAUUUUAUGUGACUGAAAUAGGCUACUAUCAUCUUUUCUGAUGCUGAUAAAGAUAGGAACUUUACAGACGGUCCCUAACCACACAUUCAUUCUCGAAAGAUGCUGAAAUAAAUAAUAUUUCUCCAUUCCAGUCAAAAUGUACAUUUGGUGUAUAAUUUCACAAGUUAAUAUUAUAUUAGGUGGUAAUAGACCUAUAUUCAGUGUGCAUAUUUCAGGAUACUAUUCCAUUUAAAGGUCCAGUGCAGCAUUUGUAUCUGUAUUUCAAAUCAUUUCUGGAUAACAAUUAAGUACUUUAGUGUGAAUUUUUUCAAUUAAAAUGGUCAAAAAUAAACAAAAUCGACUUCUUAGCAAAGAGCAAUUUUUCAAUAAGAAUUUAGCUAAGACUGUCUGGGAGUGGUUUGAAUGGGGAGGUGAAAACAGAAAAUGUGCUCUUAUUGGCAGAGAGGUUUGGAACUCUUGUCUAUUAACUAAUUUACCACAUGAUGAUGUCACCAUGGAAGGCCAAAACUCCCUCCCACCAAAUCAGGCUGUCUUUUCAAACAGAGCUUACACUAAAAGGGCAGUAUCAUAAUUUUCUAAAUUGUACAGUAUUAUUCCAAACUCAGUGUGGAAAUAUAUAUAUAACAAAUCAUGUUUUUUGAAUGUACUGGGCCUUUAACCCAUCUGAACAGUAGCCUAUAGUUCCCUUGAUGUACCAUUUUGAAGUCCUCCUCUUGUGACUGUCAAAUUUGUAUAGCGCCUCACAAUCACACACAAUUGUUGGCACUGCUAUCAUCCUCUUUUACCACUUCACCAAAUCUUUCCCAAACAUCAGGCUACUGUUCUGGUGCUUCUAUUUAUUUUCAACUCUCCAUUUUGCAGCUCGUCUCUUAUUUAAUUAAACUCCAACAUUGUCCUUUUUCCUCAGUGGAUUGACGUGAACUUUUUCUGCUUAAGUUCGUAAAAGAAAUUGACGAUUGCUGUGUAUUCAGAGAGUGUACAGUUAGGCCCUAAAGUUUAGGCUUAGACUACACUCUAGCACCAGAUAAAAAAUAAUACAAAUAAAUGUAGCCUAUAGAUAUGAAUUAUACAUUUAUGGAUUUUUUUUAAUGCAUAGUUUAUUCAACUCGCCUGCACGCCAUUCAGCCACACACUAUUUAAUUGCCCUAAACUGCAGGGACUGCAGGUUAUGAGUCAACCCACACAUCACUAACCACAGUAAAGCCAGGAGGCAGAACUCCCUCUAACUUGGCUCUGUGCAUGCAUGUUUGAACGAGAGGGACUGGUCUGGUCAGUGGGGUACCUUGUCCCCACUAUGGCGCUGAUAAUAUAUACUCUUCCAGGCUCACCUCACCACUGCUCUGCUCUGUUGGACCUUUUUACCUGCCAAAAGGUGUGCUACUGCUUCACCAGUACCCCGUACCCUGAGCCUCACUAACACAUAUUGACUGACAGACAGGGAUAAUGUAAUGUCAAGCUCUGGGGCCAAAUUGAUGGCCUGUCCUGUAUACUGACUUGGGUUCAUGCCCAAUCACAUCUCUCAGACCACAGGGUUGGGAGAAGAAAACAAACCGGAGGUACAGAACUGCAAUAAUUGAAUUACCAGUGUGAGACAAUGGAUGUGUCCUUCUCGCCCUUCUGUACCUCUGGAUGCUUGAAGUACCAUGAUAAGACUAUAGUAUGAAGACGGGAAGAUGGUUUCCGCUCUCAACAGCGGAGAAUGUCAGUUUAAAAUUCAUUAUGAACAUUUCUCCUGUGCUUUGAUGGUUAUGGUUGACGUGGAGCAGCUUAACUUAAAAUGCAGCUACAUCUAUAAAGAUGCUUCAAUAUGAUGAUAAAAGGAGUAUGAUGGGGCUCAUUGAAUCCUCUGGAUGACAUUGUACUUAUACAGAAACUUAACAGUGGAGUCAAGACCAACAGCAAUGGCCAGUGCUGGAACUAUAAUGACCACAGUUAAAGUAUCACUGUACCACGGUCAGACAAAACGGUCAGUUACUGAACAAUGCUCAGCUGAGAUCAAAUUCAAAAGAAAUACUGUCCAACAGAUAUAUGAUUUGUAUUUUAAGAAUUUAAGGUCAAAAUAAUAAUUGUAUAGAAAGACAUAUGAAAUUGACAUUACUAUACUUGUCAUAGUUAUCAAUAUUGAGAAGUACUUCAUGGACAAGAAUGUUAAUGUGGGUUCUGAAGUUUGUAUGGUAGGUUAUUGUUUAAUACACACAGGGGUUACUCUUAGCUGUUCAGAGAUACAAAACUGUGACAGAUUUGGUGAUUAUUUUAUUUGGCAGUCCGCUAUCUAGCUCCCUGACGUCACUUUGAGAUCCAAGAUGGAGACUUGUAAUGUGUGUGAAUAAUGUGUGUUUUGGAAAUGAGAGAGACCCACACACCCACUAGGGCAGUUUCUAUAUGUCCUAUUUUAGCUGAACAGUGUUACUGCCAGACACCAUUGUAUUGUGAAACAAAUUAAAUGCCUUCCAGUUUUAUUGAAUGUAUUGCAAAUAUUGGGAAUGUUUUGUGUGCACUGCCACACCCACAAAAGAAGAAGGGGUUCAAAACCAAAACUCAAGACGUCAUUCUCGAUUAUUAUUCCAACUGUACAAAAUUAUUAUUAGUAAGGGAAAUUAAUUGCCUUGUAUUGAGAAUGAAAAGUUUGCUAGUGGCCACAAUAGAGACCAUUAUCAUAACACCACAAGGACCAUGUUGCUUUUAUAUUGGGACUUAUCAAUCUACUGCAGUAUGAUCAUGCCUCUUUUUUUUUAUUACUGAAAAUCAACAUUUGUCUGUAAAUUGUGUAUGCUUCUUUUGUUUUGCAGUGUUUUUCUACUCCUGUAUAUGAUUCAUGGCUCAUUCAAGUUAGCUGUCAAUACAAUUACUGUCAAACCUGUGGUUUUAUUUAUAUAUUUGGGAGUGUUUCAUAUUUUAAUGUGCAACUUUUAUCUGCUUAAAACAAAUAAGGAAAGGAAAAACAGUAUACAACAAAGCAACAAUAAACAUGUUGUAUUCUGGGUAUUUUGUCAUUUGAAUGAAUUGAAAUAUAUAAAGCUGAGGAAUGGAUCGGUCUCUCUA
Messenger RNA from Oncorhynchus keta (chum salmon), 8770 nucleotides. Its product is annotated as arf-GAP with GTPase, ANK repeat and PH domain-containing protein 2-like. The transcript is spliced from 19 exons. The record is from RefSeq and is a predicted model, not a curated record. NCBI's taxonomy places the organism in Eukaryota, Metazoa, Chordata, Actinopteri, Salmoniformes, Salmonidae. Bases 1549 to 5259 code for a protein of 1236 amino acids. Gene Ontology annotation, molecular function: protein binding; GTPase activator activity; GTPase activity. Gene Ontology annotation, cellular component: nucleus.